GCCCCGGACACGUAGCCGCCAUACGUCGCUGGCGGGCUCUUUGUUCUUCUCGUGUGCAGCAGAGCAUCUGGACACGCAGCAGGUGGAGACAAGUGUGUGCCACAAGACGCAACACCCAACAGUGCGCUGGACCCGAGACCGACACCGACACCAACACAGUGCCGCUCUAGCCCCCGAGGCCGCCCCCACCACCGACCGACACACACCAUGAAGAAGUUUCUCGGAUUGAAGGAGAAGGACAAGGACAGAGAGAAGGACAGGGACAGGGACAGGGAGAGCAGCUCCCGGAGGAAGCAGUACCUGAACUACCACUCGCCGCACAAUGCGUCGCCGGCACACUCCCAUGCUCAGUCCCACGCCCAACCGCAGCCGUCCUCGACGUCUCCGUCGCAGCCACAUCCACACGCUCAAUCGCAGGCACAGAAGAAGCCUGCGACGCAGUACCGACCAGGACACCCGCUCCAUCAGCAGCAGCAGCAGCAGCAGCAGCAGCCUGCGCUGCCAACCCAGCUUCACCACAACGCUGCAGGCAGUAGCUCUCGAUCCUCGAUCGACAACCCGCUGAUAAGCCGCAGCUCCACCCUUUCCAACCUCAACAACAGCGUCCACUCCCUCGGCACCCAUCCUCAGACCUAUGCUCACGGCUCGCAAGGCCCUUCCAGGACACCUUCGUUCCAUGGCUCGGUGAAGUCUUCUCAGAGCUCGUCGAACUUGGCUUCAACGUCAGCGUCUAUGCACCACCAAUUUCAGGCUCCAUCUAAGGGCCAACCAGCAGCGCCAGCAGCGGUACCAUCAGCAGCCUCCGACCACCCAAUUUCUUUUCUAUCCUCUCCAUCCAUUGGCAAAGGCUCUCCCCUGGCUGCAGACACCUUUCUCCAACCAUCCAGCAUUCCUGACCCAAUCAACCUCGACGAUGCGUUAAAUGAUACCUUCAAUGAAAACGACCUUGCUGCAGACACGACUAUGGAAGCCAUCGAAAAGACAACGAACCUAUCCGCCUUUCCCAGCUCCAGCUCAAGCUCUGCAAAUCCUAUUCCGUCAUCCCCCGAGCUCGAGAAAACGACCUCCUCGACUGACAAUUCCGGAUUUGAUAACUCGAAGCUGCAUUCCCAACCCCAGCUACAACCCCAACCUCAAAGAAGAGAGUCUGUUCACUCUGUCGCAACAACUACUGCAACCUUAGUACCAGACUCGAGUAGGAAGCUGCAAGGUGAAAUCAAGAGAACAGGCCGUGGCGUUCUUCCCAAAGUCCUCUCGAGCAAUCGCUCUAACUAUGCUCCUUCCGUAUACAGUGUCGACCAAUCCUUCAUUUCUUCCGCAAGAUCAACGGUUUUUAAUUCUGGAAUCUCAACAAAUACAGCUUUUAGUAGCAGCAACCAGUCAAACGUGAAAAACUCCUCCUCAGGUCAAUAUAACAUUUCCUCUUUGGUUAAGCCUGAAUGGGACAAUUCAUCUAAAAAGUCAAGUUGGGCGAACCGUAUUUUAGAUCCGAACGAUUCUCGCUUAUUCCGUUUGGAAUUGAAAGGUUCUUAUCUUCUUGUCCACAAACCGCCUGCUGAGCUUUCCUUUGCUAAAAGUAUGAAUGUAAAAGUCAGUCAACAGUCGUCAGGCUCCGGCAUGGGAAUGAUUCUUGAUAAUGAAUUUGUCAAAAGUAAAACAGAUGUGAUCUCUUCAAGUCAGCCAAUCCAUAAAACUGAGUCCAACGUAGAAACUGAAGAUGCCCCAUUAGACGGACAAGUCAAAGCUGAGGCUGAAAACGAAGUGCCGGUUACUAUGAACCCGCUUGUUCAAAGUGAUUCGAUGCUUUUAUCAAUGGCAAUUGAUGAAUAUGAAUCGGCUCCUGGUUUAGGAGACGCUAAAAAGCUCUACGACAGUAGUAGAAAUACUAAUACUGAACUUAAUGAUUUGGUUUUGGAUGCAGAUAGAGAAGCAUUUGAUAACUAUAACAAGCUACUCGGUGCACGUUCGGUAGAAAUGAGCCAAAGACCAUCCAUGAAGCCAUCCUCACAAGGGAGCAAACAUUUACCUUUGAUCAUUCAUGAUUUAUACUAUCAAUCUCCUUCUUGUCCACACCCAAAACUAGUAUUUGAUAUGACGUCAGGGCUCAUAUUAAGAGGUACACUAGAGGCUAUGUGCCAUACCAUUCUGUUUUACCCUUCAGAUAGGAUGGCUGAAAAACUGGUUGAAAUUUUACCGCUAGUGAGUAGCUUGAGCGAACCUUUAGUUUAUUUCCUCAAGUACUUGGAACAUUUCACGGAUGCAGAAGUACUGAAGAAAAAAUCAAUCAUCAUGACGGAUAUGGAAACUGGUAUUCUCCUCAAUAGAGUCAAAAGAAUAAUUGAAAUAACGCUGGAAAAAUUCAAUGGAACUUUGUUAGACGAUGAGAUUUUCAACUUACUUGGCAACCUAGUAAAUCUGUUAUCAAGAAAAUCAGGUAAAUAUUUGAGAGAGAGCGAUGUGAAGCAAAUAUCUGAAAAAUUGAUAGCCCAUCGUGCUUCUUUACUGAGAUUAAUUUCUUUUGAAAAAGUUUCAACAUCAGGUAAUAUCUUAGCACCUAUUGAAAUCCUACAGGUUUCUCAAACUGACCUAAUAUCUGGUGAAAAGUUUAUUAUGUUGUCAACUGAAUCAUUAGCUCAUGAAAUUCAUGCAAUUGAUGCCCAUUUCAUGAAAUAUUGGUCCCCAAGAUCAGACCGUUCAACUAUAUUCUCUCGCUUAGAGACUAUCGAAGCUUCAUUUGAGUACUGGCGUUUCAAUCCUUUGCAAUUUAUUCCACCUAUCCAUACACAUUAUUUAGGCAGGUUAUUAGCUUUCCACUUGUUUGAAGAUAAAAGCACUUCAGUUUCUCCAGAAAAGAGAUCUCAUGUUCUAAUGAAAUGGAUUCACUUGGGCUCAACAUUAUGUGAACAAGGUGACAUGGUAUCUUGGUUAGGAAUCGCUAUAAUGGUUUGUUCCCAGCCAGUUUUGAGAUUAAGUGAAACCUGGGGACACGUUGAAAGGUCCUAUCUACAAACAAUUAAAAAGAAAUGGGCACCUGUAGUUUUUGAGGUUCGCAAAAAUGAACUUUUUGGCUCUAAGGAUCCUCUGGAUAAGCAAAAUCAUUCCCAAACACACGGCAGCGAGUUACCAGUUUCAGAUUCUCUGAAGAAUGAAACCAACUCUAACAUAAGAAUUAUGAUUACCAAUAGAGUUGGAGAGCUAUAUGCGAAAGAAGAUGCUAUUCCUCAUUUUGGUGAACUGUUUACCGCUGAUACAGCAGACUUUAGAAAUGAGCAGUUACCUUCUUUUGAAACCCAUGCCUCAAAUGGCAGCUCAGAACCAUUUGAUCUGUUCAAGACUGACUUCAUCAAAAACUAUUGCUCUUACCUGGAAGUCGUUGGAUGGAAUCUGAAACAAUGGGAUAACUAUUAUGAUACUAUAACCAAUAAACCUGGAGUAAAAUCCAAAUUCUUAGGCAAGUCGGAAUCGAGCAAUGAUCCUUCAAUAAUAGAUGGCUGUAAAGAUAAAUCACUCUCAAACAUCUUGAAAACAGCAAUCACUUACAAUGCUUCAGAAGGUCCGUUCUCAUUGAACUAUUUUAUGGGUUUAUCUGUUCAAGCUGAGCCUCCAUAUGUUGGUCAAUUCGCCCGCUUUCAUGGUACAUCCAGAAGUCCUUUGUUUUUAGGCUCUUACGCGUCUAUUUUAUUCCCUGAGGUACUACCUUACUACGGAAUUUAUGAUCGUAGAGAAUUGAUUGGCGCCAUUGGUGGGGCUAAUAUAAUCGAGCUAAAUGAGACAGGAAAACACAAGAACAGAAACCUGUCGUUGAAACAUGUGAGAGACCUUUUCAAUGCAGGCAGCGAGGAGUUCCGUCUUGAAGACGACUCGAUUAUUUUCAAAACAACCGAACUCGUUAACGAGGCCUCUUCCAAAACGACAGAAGAAGAGCCAAACAAAAGAUCAAGGCCUUCAAGUGUACUUUUCGAAAAUCCAAGUCAUCAUAAACAUAUGAGUACCCUGUCUCAUGAAAGUUUUAGCCUAGAAGACUACAUCACUUCUUAUCAAACUUACUUGAAGGAUGCCAUCAAUGAAUCAACUUCAUCUAGGGCUGCUGCUGAAGAUUCAACCCUAACUUCGUCGAUGAAUAAGCUUAACACUGAUAGCAAAGAGGGGGAAUCAAAAAAUGUCUCUAAUUCGCCUAAGAGCGCUAGCAGUGUUGACAUUGUUGCCACAGCUGCAUCUACAGAAAGAUUAGUAGAUCUUCUUGUUCUUACGGCGUCGGUUUUUGGCACCCAUAUCCGAUUAGAAGAUAUAAAGAAAUACUCCAGAAAAACUGAAAAUGAGGGUCCGAUAUUAUUACAAAUGGAUGACUCUGCUUUCACUUGCACUUUUUUUGCAACUUAUAGAGUGUUUUACACCACCAGACAGUUAAUUGACUCUUUGCAUAAAAGAUUUGAUGGCUCAAAAAGUGCUGCUCUAUCAAUUGCUAAGUUUAUGAACAAUCAUUCCUCAAUGACUGAUAGGGGUGAUUUAUUUCCUCAGUGGCACGAUGAAAUAACCGAUGAUAAUGAGACAUGGAGUAAAAUCAACUGGAAAUUCGUUGUUCAAAUUCAACUUGGGGUAAUUGAAGCCACACUCAUUCUGGCCAAUGACUAUUUUAGACAUUUCAUGGAUGAUAUUCCUACUAAAGCUGCGUUUGAUACAUUUUUAGAGAUGAUGGAUGUUGCAAUUGUUUCUGAAUGGCCAAAAAUCCUGAAAUGGUUGAAGGUCAAUUCAACGCCUGAAAUUGUUUCUGGAGUGCUUGAUGUUUACAAGUCAUUGCAAAGUGCUUAUAAACAGGUCCGCAAUAUUUGUAUCAGAAAAUCAUACACUCCCCAAUGCGGAUUAGUGGAACUGAGUUUCACUGAUGAAUUGACAAACAUUCCUGAAUAUAUGAAACUACCUCCUUCAACUGAUAUAGAUGAGAUCUCAAUAUUUAUCAAUAAACUCGACGAUACAAUUGCAUGUGUGAUGAAUCCUAUAAGAUCUGAGGACUGGAUUGAUACUUUUGAGAUAAUACAGAUGCUAAUCACUAGAUCCCCAUUGGCUAUGUUUAAUUAUAAUUAUCAAGACCCCUCAACUCACCCAGACCUAAUUUUAGUUUCUAACAUUUAUAAUUGGAUUAUGACAUUGAGUGACAAUGAAAACAUUAGCAAAGAUCCUUCUGAUAAGCUAAUCAACAACCUACCUCCAAGUAUUAGGUCUGUAUUCAAACUUUACGAAAGAAUCCAAAAUUAUUUAUUGAUGCAAAUUGUGGAUCUUGAAUGCAAUCUUGAUGAAAGGAUAGAACGUAUGUCCACCCUUCUGAAGAUUAUUCAGAUAUGUCAUGCAAGAAUGAAAAAUGUCAAGCUUUUUGAUGAAGUUGAUAAUACCUCUAAGAUUGAAACUUCACCUUACGUGCCAAGUUUUAUUGAAUCUGUUGUGGUAAACACAAUCAUGUUACCUGAAUCAAGAUUCUUUUCCCAUUCUUGGAGGCUUGCUGCAGAAGUAUGGAAGGCUGACACCGAUGAGGAGUGGAGUUGUGAUAAGCUAGCAGAUAUGCUUCCAAAAUUAAGUCAAUAUGAAUCUGCGACUAUUCAGCCGGAAGCUCUGUCCAUUUGCCCGGGGUGGAUUUUAAGCCGACUUGUUGAGCUUGCCUGUUUUGUCCCUAAUAUGGACAUCGACAAUACAGCUUUGAUCAAUUUCAAUAAAAACAGAUUUGUUUACAAUUGUGUCCUGAAGAUUCAUGGUUUGCAGUCAAAGUCAAAAAAGACUGGCUCACCAUAUAUGAGCGAGUUUUCGUUCUUGUUUGAGUUCCAAGGUUUAAUUCCUAGUUUGAAAGCCAUGUAUCAGCGUUCUUCCCAUGAACGGAGCGUUGAAAAAUUGGAGAAAUGCGCUGUAUUCAGCUCUCAUGUUAAAGAGCAAAUUCAGUUAAUCAAGCUAGAACAAAAUAAGCGUGAACUAUUGGUAAGACAACUGGAAAAACAGAACUUGACUACUGUCAAUAAGCAUAUUUCUCAGCAAGUAGAACCAUUAGCUGCCGAGAAUGAUGAUGCUAGUAUUGCAACUAGUACAAUUACGAAUAGUCAAAGCUUUGUUGCCAACUCCAGUAUGUUGGACAACGUUAGUACAUACACAGAUGGUGAUGCGGCUUCUAUCGUAGAUACUACUUCCUCGACAGCUCUUAAUACUGUCGAUCCUAAUCAAUCAAUUGCGUCUAAUCAAUCAGGCCACUCGACUCCAUCAUCAGCCACUCUUACUCGUGCUUCAAACUCAAGGGGCCAAAAAUUAACCUUGCAGCAGCAACAGCAACAGCAGCAACACUCAAACUCGUCUUCCAGUAAAUUCAAAUUUGGUUUCUUCAAAUCUCGUCCAUUUUCCUUGAAUAUUAAUAAUUUUAACCAACCUGUUACUCAAAAGAAAAAUGUUGAGUUGAAUGAAUUGCCAAGUGCGUCUAUUCUUGGCUCGAAACAAAAACCAUAUUUGACUAUAAUGCUCAAGGAUGUUUCGAUAUUCCCAACUUAUCGUACUCCAAACAGUUUCACAAUAGAUAUUGGCUCAUCAUCGAGCAACCACGAAUACACGUUUCAAACUAAUGAUGAACAGGAAGCCGGUGAUUGGAUCUACCAGUUGCUGUAUGCAAAGAAGCACUGGUUUUACUCUCGGAUUUUGAAUAAGCAGUAUGCUCACAGCAAUGUUAAGCUUACUUUUGGUGCCCCCUUGGUUUUCGUUUGUGAGAGGGAUAGUUCACCAAUCCCUUUGAUAGUCGAGAAGAUUUUAUGCGAGAUCGAAUUCCGUGGUCUAGAGGAAGUUGGUAUUUAUCGUAAAAGUGCUUCACUUAGUGUCGUUCAGCAAAUCAAAGACGAAGUCAACAAGAUGGGAGAUUUUAACAUGGAAAACUCAUUAGUUUUUGAUAUCCAUAAUUUGACUGGUUGCAUUAAAGCAUAUUUGCGUGAGCUACCUGAACCAUUAAUUGGCGACGAUUUGGUGAAAGAAAUAUCGAAAGUACGUGAGGUUGCACAAGACGAGGCUAGAUUUGAGAUUUACAAAACCGUGCUUCCUAAAUUACCGAUUUACAACUACAAUCUGAUUGAGCGUUUGUCUAGACAUAUGAGGAUGAUUGAAGAGUACAAGUCUCAGAAUAGAAUGACUAGCUACAAUUUGGCCACAAUCAUGGGUGGUAGUUUGGUUGAGGGAUGUCGUCCGGAAACUAUGCGUGAAGCUUUUGGAUUGAUGAAUUUUAUUUGUGAAGACUGGAUCUUACACUAUGAGCGUGUUUUUCAAUAAGCAUCCUCAACGUUGAACAAUUAUUUAUGUAUUUUAAUUACUGCUUUGUAAAGCUAUCUUAAGUAAUUCAUAUCUAAAAACAAUUACUUUUCAAGUGCAGGG
This is a messenger RNA of Pichia membranifaciens NRRL Y-2026, 7383 nucleotides long. RefSeq lists its product as hypothetical. NCBI's taxonomy places the organism in Eukaryota, Fungi, Ascomycota, Pichiomycetes, Pichiales, Pichiaceae. Gene Ontology annotation, molecular function: guanyl-nucleotide exchange factor activity. Gene Ontology annotation, biological process: small GTPase-mediated signal transduction; regulation of GTPase activity. The coding region runs from base 208 to 7281 and encodes 2357 amino acids. Gene Ontology annotation, cellular component: cytoplasm. The transcript has a single exon. The record is from RefSeq and is a predicted model, not a curated record.